AUGCCUCGCCAUCGCCAUCGACCCUACCCUUAUGGCGGUGGCGGAGGCGGCCGCCGCUUGGAUGGCGCUAGUAGCAACAACUAUGGUUCCAACAAUCAUUUUCGCCCCAAGCGCGAAGACGACCUUGUUUGUUGCACCUACUGCCAGAGGUCGCUUCCUCGGUUUCGUUUUCCUUCCAAGGCUCUCAUUCGCUACGACAAGAGACUCGCAAAGCUCGCAAGGGGCGAAAGUCCAGCGACGAUCAAGGUCAUGUGUCACGACUGCUGCCGCGAUCCCGGUGCAGCAAUCUCGAACGCCGCCUCGUCCAGAGCCGGCGAACGUAUGCCAAAGUCCGAAGAUUUCAAACCUGCAAUUCCUCUCGGCCCGGAACGUCGAGGACAGUGCACAAAGUGUUGGCUCGAGUAUCCUUUGAUCCUGGAUUACUUCCCACAAGGGGAUACACGCGACAAUGCCGCAAAUCGUCGUGCUUGCUGGCCCUGCCGAAGGAAGGAGGAGCUGAUCGACGAAGGCUUCGACGCCGCCGAGGAGUCUGAGGGCGAGAUCCGGGUCUGGGAGAGCGACGACGACGAAGAGAUGAUGCCGAUCCAGCGUAUCGAAGACCAGCCUUUAGCCGUCCAGCAACGAGCGACGGAAGCUCGUAAAGACUUCGCCAGUCUUACCACCAAGCUGCUUUCGGCUCGAUCUCUGGUGCAAAAGCGUCGCAUGCGCGGUCGCUUCGUCCCCAGCCGUGCGCUCCUCCUCCAGCAGAGGCGGGACAAGGCUCGCGAACAGCACCGACACGUACAGCGCAUGUCCUCUCAGGAGACAGAGGAGCGCAAUCGCUCUCUACGGAAGGAUCACGGCCCUGUAGACGAAGCCGACUCCAUGCACCCGGACGCUCGACAGUUGCUUCAGAUCUUUGAAGACAUGGACUUUACCCUGCUAACCCUCAAGCAGGAUGACGAUUUCCAGUCCUCGCUUGCAAGCGUAAGCCAUUUGGCUCAGCAAGACGAGGAGGUGGACGAGCUCGAGGAUGAUGACGACGACGACAUUCCGGCAUGGCAUCUUACCGAAGCCCAGAAACGAGAGCGAUUGGAGAGACUGACCGACCGAGAGGCGGACCACGAGCAGGUCUUGCGCAGUAGUCGUGCUCAAGAUGGUUUAUCUAGAGUCAAGAUCGAGGAGCGCAUCACAAGUGAUCUGCUCCAUCAUUACCAAGAGCACAUCGUUGGCGCUGGCCCUCUCCGCGUCCAGAACCAUCGCCCGGACCUGCGCGCCGCCGAGCCGACCACCUUCGACAUGGCCUGCCUACUGAGCGCCUUGGAAGCAGCCAGCAGCUCCUCAUCUUCGUCUGCCUUGACGAUGGCUUCGACUUCUUCCACCAGUCGAAGCUCUGCUCUGGCUUCCACUUCGGCUUCUGCGUCGAGCUCGACCGCCACCUCGACCAACGACCACGUUGCCACCCCUACAGACGAGCGGCCGUCCAAGCGGGUCCACUUCGAAGUCUCAGAGACUCGAGCGUACUGGUGA
Molecule: messenger RNA, 1509 nt
Organism: Kalmanozyma brasiliensis GHG001
Lineage: Eukaryota; Fungi; Basidiomycota; Ustilaginomycetes; Ustilaginales
Exons: 1
Coding region: 1-1509 (502 amino acids)
Source: RefSeq, a predicted model, not a curated record